Messenger RNA from Anopheles nili, 1569 nucleotides. RefSeq names its product protein glass-like. The transcript has a single exon. Lineage: Eukaryota; Metazoa; Arthropoda; Insecta; Diptera; Culicidae. The coding region runs from base 1 to 1569 and encodes 522 amino acids. Gene Ontology annotation, biological process: regulation of transcription by RNA polymerase II. Gene Ontology annotation, molecular function: DNA-binding transcription factor activity, RNA polymerase II-specific; RNA polymerase II transcription regulatory region sequence-specific DNA binding. Gene Ontology annotation, cellular component: nucleus. The record is from RefSeq and is a predicted model, not a curated record.
AUGCGCGAGAAGGACCACUCACCGCGCAAGAUGCUGCCCAGUCCAAAGCAAGGUGCGGUUUAUCCGCUGCUCGGUCUCGGAUCCACCCUGCCGGCCCCGUUCGAUCUCUCGCUCGUCAACCGAUCGUCGUCCUCGAACCUGCUGCAUCAGCAGCAACAGCAACACCAGAGCCUCGCUGAGCAACCGCUCGAUCUGCGGGUCGAGCGCAAGAAGUCCUGCCCCGGUGGUGGUGGUGGUGGUGGAGGUGGAGGUGGCACGGGUGGAGGUGCGUCCACUUCCACCUCGUCGGAUGAUGAAACCGAUCCACCGCGGGCCAGCUCCACCGACAGCAAGCCGGGCAGCAAUGUGAUAUUCUUUAACGAUAACAACAACAACUCGAACAAUUUGAACAACAACCACAGCAAACCGUCCGAUAGCGACAAGAGUCCGAGUCCCACAAACAACAACAACAACAACCACCACCACAACCACCACAAUCACUCUCACAACAACAACCACCACCACCACCACAACAACAACAACAACAACAACAGCUCCAAGUACGCGAACAACAACCACAUCAGCAUCAAGGACGAGUUCCGAAUAUCGAAUCUGGCGGGGCACAGCCCAAGUGGGUUGUUUUCCGGUCCACCCGGGUUGAAUCCCCUGAUGCUGGAGGCGAUCGCGAAGGCGGGCUUACCCCUCCCAUACCGCGGAUCCUUCCUACCACCGCGAUCGCCCGCCUCGUACGAUCUGCAGCGGCUAAAGGAGCGCGAGGCGCUUGCCGUAAGCCUUUCGCAGCUUCGCCACCAAGGCACCACUAAUAGCGGCGGUGGUGGUGGUGGUGGAGGUGGUGGUGGAGGGGCAAAUGUCCACAACAACAACAACGCGAACAUCAUCAACCACAACCUGCCGGCGGGUGCGCCCGGUUCACACGGCAAAAACAAGGAUCGGUACGCGUGCAAAUUCUGUGGAAAAGUUUUCCCGCGCUCAGCCAACCUAACACGGCAUCUGCGCACACACACGGGCGAACAACCGUACAAGUGCCGGUACUGCGAGCGUUCCUUCAGCAUCUCGAGCAACCUGCAGCGGCACGUGCGCAACAUCCACAACAAGGAGCGCCCGUUUAAGUGCGCCUUGUGCGAGCGCUGUUUCGGGCAGCAGACGAAUCUCGACCGGCAUCUGAAAAAGCACGAAGCGGACGCGGCUGGACUUGGGUUGGGGUUGGACGAACGGCUGCGAGCGGCUCGACGGAACAGCCGUGGAAUCCCGGAGGACUCGUACUUCGAGGAGAUCCGCUCGUUCAUGGGCAAAGUGACGCAAUUACCGAUUCCGCUACGAUUGCAGCAGCAGCAGCAGCAGCAACAACAACAGACAGCUUCGGCGCAGGGAAACACCGGCCUAGAUGGGGGUGGUUUUGGAAGGAGACGUCACACCCAGCAGGCAGACGCGGACACACACUCGUCCCGCAGCUCGACACCCUCGGACGAUGAACCGGUGUCCCCGGCGGGCAGCAUCGGUAGCCCGCAGGACAUCAAGAUGGAGACGAACAACAACGAGGACGGUGAUGAACCGUUACAGGUCACCUGA